Python bivittatus (Burmese python) is the source of this 5409-nucleotide messenger RNA. Lineage: Eukaryota; Metazoa; Chordata; Lepidosauria; Squamata; Pythonidae. The record is from RefSeq and is a predicted model, not a curated record.
ACUGAUCUUAGUGUUAGAUAAGUAUUUUCAAUUAUUUGUCUGUCUCCUUCAUAAUUUACACUUUGUAAUAUUUGCUUUAGAAAAUCAUUGGCAUAUUCCAAUAAAAUGUUUAGUAUAGCUGAAGCUGAACCAAAUUGACAAAAUAGACACUAUCAGGUCAUCUCCAGUGUCACUGCAUUCAGUACCAUAUUUAAAGACUUGUUAAAGUCCUUAAUAGAAUUAGAGGAAGCUGUUCCCAUGAACUUCAACAUUACUUAGAGGUAAUUUCUUACUUAUGUGCACCAAAUAACUUAAUCCCCACACCUUUGGAUUUUCAUACACAGUUGUACUGCAUUUGCCAUUCCAUAUUAAUCAAGUUUGCUCUUUAAAUCUCUUCUUUCUCCAAUCUGCUGUGAGUCCAGCUAAAAUUAGAAACUGAAGCCAAAACUAACGGAUCCAUUCUACUCUAAUUACUUAUUUGAAUGGAGUCAAAUAAAGUAAUUGAGGAACCAGUGGCUUGGUUCUGCACCAAGAAGAAAGAGAGAGAGAAGUGGGCAUGAGCAAUUUCUUCAGAGAAUGCACUACUUAGAUUGAAGAAUCAAGGCUAAACAGCAUAGUUCUACAGAGAUAACCAAGCUUUUAUUGAUUCAUCUGAGCUUUCUGGGGAAAUUCCCAGCUAGUACAGGUAUAAGACAUGCCUACAGACCCAACACUUCUGGAGGAGAGCAUGUUGAGGAAAUGUGAUUUAUUAUGUUAUAUAUAAUACAAUAAGGCAUAUCUAUCUAUAACUGCAAUUCCCAAUAUUUCCUCAAAAUAAGAGCAUUAUUUUGCCAUCCAUAGUGUUCAAAGGCCUCCAUAUAAGACAGAGAUUGGCAAGGCAGUACCUUCAGGAACCCAGCACACACAGUUUACCCAAUUGGUUUCUGCAGGAACAAAUUUGUAUCAAACUGAGUUAAGUCAGAUUAUUGUGUUCCUGUCUAAAAUAUCCAGAUUUGGGGUUCCCACAAAAUUUUGGCCAUUUUUUUUUUAAGAAUCUGUUUUGGUGCUAGGUCCAUUUGCAGUACCAAUAUGGACCACCGGUUGUCCCUAGAGCACAGGGUGGGAAUCACAAUUUGUAAUCAUCCAUACCAGAUUAUGUUUUCAUGGAGGAUGUCAUGUAAUUUUCCUGAACAUCUCAUUUACUUUGUAAAGCUUUAGCCAUUUAGUUGUAAAAUAAUGUGUAGGCUAUACGGGUAUUAGAUAACAAGAAUUCUUGCAUUUUCAUGUGUUUGCAGUUCCAAGGUCAAGUCAAUCUUCAUGUUUUUGAAGAUUGGUGUGGUGGAUCUAUUGAACAAUUGAGGAGAAAUCUUCACUUUCCUUUGUAUCCUCAUACACGAACCACUUUGAAGAAGCUAGCAGUAUCACCAAAAUGGAAAAACUACGGGUUGCGGAUAUUUGGUUACCUGCAUCCAUACAAGGAUGGUAUGUUUCAGUUUGCGAUUGGGUCUGAUGACAAUGCCGAGUUUUGGCUGAGUCCAGGAAAAAACAUCUCCGAACUUCAACUGAUGGCCAGCGUAGGCAAGACUGGGAAGGAGUGGACAGCACCAGGUGAAUUUGGGAAAUUCAGGAGCCAAAAGUCAAGACCUGUGAAUUUGUUAGCUGCAAACAAAUAUUACUUUGAAGUUCUACACAAACAAGAUGACAAAGGAACAGAUCAUGUGGAAGUGGCAUGGAGACUGAAUGACCUUGAAGCCAAGUUUGCAAUUAUUGAUUCUCAAUUCCUCUCCCUUUAUGCUGAUGAAACUCUUCUGAAAAUGGAUGAAGUUGGUCAUAUCCCACAGACACCAGCCUCUCGUGCAAACCAGAUGCUGCAUGGUCAGGAUGCUGCAGAACAUCCAGCUGACAUGCUGAAGGCUGACCCUCGGGACAAAAUUUAUGCAUUGCCUCUCUUGAGGAAAUCCCAGAUCCGCAGGAUCAUUCCAGAAUGUCCGUACAAACCAAGUUAUGUGGUCAAUGGAUUCAAACUGCACCGCUAUCAGGGACUUAAUUUUGUUCGACUGUCCUUUGUAUAUCCCAAUGACUACACUCGAUUGACCCACAUGGAGUCACUUAACAAAUGUAUCUACCAGGAAAGUGAGUUCUACCUGAACAGGUAUGGAUUUUCCAAGUACAUGCAAAUGGAUCCAUCAGAAGAGAAAAGUUUGGAUUUGGAAGAAGAAUCAAAAACACAAGUUUAUGAAGAAGAAAGUUUAGAAGAUGCUCAGUAUGCAGAUCCAGAAGUGGAAGAGAUAAAGCCUGAAAAAGAUCAUAUUACAGCUGUACAAUAUGGCAACGUUUAUGCUGAUUCCCCUCAGAAGCAUCGGAAUCUCUUGUCAGUUACCAAAAAGAGACAGAAGAAAGAUGAGAAGAGAUAUAAAACCAAAGCAGAAAGUUAUUCUACAAUAAGGACCUCACAUCUGAUAUUCAACGAAAACUUUCAAAACCCUCCUGAUCAUGACAGGAAUGUCCACAGAUCAACAACCAAGAGGAAAGAAGGAGGCAAGGAUUUGGAGACUAACAAAAGGCUGAAGAUGGUUAAGGAACAUGGAAAUUUAACAGAAGGAGAACCCAGUCAAGCUCAGUUAAGCUUUAAUGCAACCAGAAACAAAAAAGCAUCAUUAGAUACCACCAGAGCUAGAAGGGAAUCCCAAAGACUUGAAGAAGAAACUGGCAAGGCAAGUCUCCAGGAACAGCCUAUUCAUGAGGACCAAUGGCUUAAUCAAGUAGAUUCAUACAUAGCCCAACAUAAAGCCGCAGAUGCUGCUAAUGUCGUUUUGGGUAGGAUGGAUCUAGAUUCCCAGCAGCAAGUCAGGACUGAUUCUGCCCACCUAGCAGCGCAAAAGGAAAAGCACAUUACAAUAGUUGAAGAAGACGACGAAGAAGAAGAAGAGGCAGAUGAAAACGAAGAUGGCUUAUUUCCUGCUCCUGCUUUUUUGUUUGAUCCAGUAGUGAAUUGGAAGCAGACUUUCAAGGCAAGCAAUGUAGACUUCCAAGCUUUACGGUCAGACUGGAUUGAUUUGAAGUGCAAUACUUCAGGGAACCUGCUCUUAAAAGAGAAGGAAGCCUUAAUGGUCACUCAAGCAUUCCUUAAAAGACUGAACCAGAAGAGCAAAGGGCGGUUCCAGUUACAGCGCAUUGUGAAUGUGGAGAAGCGUCAGGACCACCUACGGGGCAGCCGCUACUUUCUGGAGCUGGAACUGUUGGAGCAGGGAAAGCGACUAGUCCGUUUCUCAGAAUAUGUUUAUGCACGCGGCUGGCACGGUGGCAGCAGCGGAGAGGAGGAAGCCAAUAUGAAAGAUCUGGUGUGGGGUCACCGGCGUCACCUGAUGAGCAGCGUGGAUGAGCCCGUCCUUUGCUGGCCAUCAAGCUUCCUAUGGAAUCAUCGUGCGGUUGUCCACUUUAUAGUGCCUGUGAAAAACCAGGCCCGCUGGGUGCAGCAGUUCAUUUUUGACAUGGAAGAGCUUUUUAGGAGUACUAAGGACCCCUAUUUCAAUGUCAUCAUCGUAGACUAUAGCAGUGACGACAUGGAUGUAGAAAAAGCUCUGAAACGGUCCACCUUGCGUAGCUACCAAUACUUGCGAUUGACUGGGAAUUUUGAGCGUUCUAAAGGUCUGCAGGCUGGCAUAGACAAAGUGAGGGAUUCUCACAGCAUCAUUUUUCUUUGUGAUCUGCACAUCCAUUUCCCAGCAGGGUUCAUUGACUCUGUUCGGAAGCACUGCGUGGAAGGAAAAAUGGCCUUUGCACCCAUAGUUAUGAGGCUGAACUGUGGUGCCGCUCCACAACAGCCAGAUGGCUACUGGGAAGUUAAUGGUUUUGGUCUCCUGGGUAUAUAUAAGUCUGAUUUGGUUCGUAUUGGGGGAAUGAACACACAAGAGUUCCGUGACAAAUGGGGAGGAGAGGACUGGGAACUCUUAGACAGAAUAUUUCAGGCAGGCCUGGAAGUAGACCGACUGUAUAUCAGGCACUUCUUCCAUCACUUCCACUCCAAGCGGGGCAUGUGGAAUCGACGUGUGCUGCAGAUAUGAUGCCUAUUUCCACUUCUGAAUCCCAGGAUGCAUUUUCUCUAGACAUAUCACUAAGAAUACACUCAUUCUCUUUCUCCCAGAGAUCACAGCAUGAGUUUAGGUGCUCGCACACACACACAAAAGACAAAAUGGAGAGCUUUCCUCUAACUAUUGGCAAAGAACUGGGAAGAGAAUGAUCCUACUUCUACAGUCUUCUGCCCAAGUAGCUAAUUUUCAAAGCGUGAAGAACUUUCUCACCAGCAUAUCAUAGCCUCCACUCACUGAAGAGUCUCUUUAUGGUGCCUUCUUUUUAUGUUUUUUUUUUAACCAGAAUGCUUUCAAUUUAUUCAUAGCAAAAUGAAAAAGUAAUGGAUUAUUAAAUGGAUUAAUACAAGCUUCCACGACAUAUAAUGUCCUAAAGGGCCUCCAAUGUUUGAAGGACAAGUUGUCUAUCACCAGAAAACAAAAUAAUGUUGUGGAUGUCUGCAGACAAAAAGGUGCCAGAACUGAAAUGCCUUACACAGUGUGUUACAAGAGGAUUAUACCCUCAUUAGGUCUAUUUUUAAAGACGUUGCUCUUUUUUGAGAUACUUUAACAAAACAAAAAAAUCUAAAAUUCAUGCCUUUGGACUAAAGUCAAUCAGUAGCUUGACUUUUGCAUAGUGCUCUUCAACAUAUCAAGGAUACAUAAAGGAAUUUCUCUUCUUACAUUCUGUUCUUGCAUUCUACUUGUAUUCUGCUCAGGUACAGAAAAAGAAACAUCGCUUUAGAAAAAUGGAUAUAUUUUUCUUUUGUAACAGCUUAUUGCUUUUCUCUUUCAAUCAACAGGCCAUUUGGUGGAAUGAUAGUCAAACUGCAUUUGAAAUCUUGCUAGGAACUGCAUUAUUUUCGGCAGACAAUUGUGUCAGCCGUGGUACUCAUUGGAAUGAUUCAGGGACUGAAGAGGUAGAAAUAGGACCAUGAGACUGCCUGCUCUUUCUUGAAUUUUCUAUGUAGCACUUGGGAGAUUGACUGACACUUCAGUCCCGGACAUCAGUACUAAGAAACAAAAUCCAUGACUUCAACAGCUUUGAUAUGCUUUUUUAAAAAAUUUAUUGUGCAGUCUUAUUAUUGUUGGUUGGUUUCAGUUUUUAUUUUAAUGUAUUGUAAAGCAUUCUGAGAGAAAUAAUUUUGAAGGGCAAGAUAUUAUUGUUUAUAAAAUUAUUUAAUAAGUUAUACUCUGGGAUUGAUUUUUCACAUAGAAAAGGAGUCAGCAUCCAUGUAACAAAAUGAAGCCGAUCAGUCAAUUUCCCAGUAGCCAAUGUUGUAUGAGGCAGAAUGUAGAGCAGCUAUUUGGAAAGUGUAUGAUUACCCUAGAUUAGUGUUUCUCAACCUUGGCAAUUUUAAGAGGUGUGGACUUCAACUCCCAU